Molecule: messenger RNA, 759 nt
Organism: Emiliania huxleyi CCMP1516
Lineage: Eukaryota; Haptophyta; Isochrysidales; Noelaerhabdaceae
Exons: 5
Coding region: 1-759 (252 amino acids)
Biological process (GO): riboflavin biosynthetic process
Cellular component (GO): cytosol
Molecular function (GO): GTP cyclohydrolase II activity; 3,4-dihydroxy-2-butanone-4-phosphate synthase activity
Source: RefSeq, a predicted model, not a curated record
AUGCGCGUGUCGGGCCUCGCCGCGCUCCGCGAGGCGACGGCGCGGUGGGGGCUGCCGCACGCGUCCACCGCCGACCUCGUCGCGCGGCAGCGCCAGCAGCAGAAGCUCGUAGAGCGGUGCGGACCGCCCGUCACCAUGCCAACCAGGCACGGCGAGUUCAUCGCGCACACGUACCGCCCCCCCUCACGCGGCUCGCUGUGCGUAGGCCAAGAGCACAUCGCCCUCGUCAAGAACCGACCCCCUGCGGGCGCGACGGCGCCGCUGGUGCGCGUGCACUCGGAGUGCUGCACGGGGGACGUGUUUGGGUCUCUGCGUUGCGAUUGCGGGCCGCAGCUCGAGAAGGCGCUGCAGGCGAUCGAGCUCGACGGCUGUGGUGUCUUGCUGUACCUGCGGGGGCAGGAGGGGCGCGGCAUCGGCCUCGGGGCAAAGAUGCACGCGUAUGCGCUGCAGGAGCAGGGCGUGGACACGCUCGACGCAAACUUGCAGCUCGGUUUGCCCGCCGACUCGCGCGAGUACGGCACCGGCGCGCAGAUCCUGGCCGACCUCGGCAUCCGGGACAUGCGCCUCAUGUCAAACAACCCGAAGAAGUUCUCGGGGCUCGCGGGGUUCGGGCUGCGCAUCGUCGAGCGAGUGCCGUCGCACGUCGCGCCCAACCCAAACAACAUCAAAUACCUCCGGACCAAGGAGGAGCGGAUGGGCCACCUGUUAGACCUCGCCGACAAGAUCGAUCCGGGAGGCGUGGGCGGCGACGCCAUUUAG